Messenger RNA from Pseudonaja textilis, 1815 nucleotides. The record is from RefSeq and is a predicted model, not a curated record. NCBI's taxonomy places the organism in Eukaryota, Metazoa, Chordata, Lepidosauria, Squamata, Elapidae.
AUGAGUGAAAGAGAUCUUCAAGGAUUUAUUACAACUCAAAGAAAUAGCAAUAUAGACAAUUUGGUUGUUCGUGUGAAAAAUGGCCUCACAAGUUCAAAGUACAAACCUGUUGAUUAUGAAGAACUCUAUGCAAUUACUGAAGCGAAGAAAUUACAGUCUGCUAACAUCCUUUUAAAGAUUAAAAAAUUACAGCAUGCUUCAAGAAUGAACAAGGAACACAUGCUGCUGAAACGUCAUCGCCAAGUAUGGUGGAAGGAGCACAAAAGAUUGCACGAAAACAGGCAGAAAUUAGAAUCUGAAAUUCAAGUAUUCUUUGAUGAAGAAAAUGAAUGUUUUUUCGACUUGUGGGAUUUGCGAUAUAAAUUAACAAAAGGCUUGGAUACAUUUCAAGCAAACACAGUGCAACCUGUCUGGCAGCUAAGGGAAGAUUUAAGGUACAGAGUAUUAGAAAUGCAAACCAACUGCAAAAGUGUGGAAUAUCAAUUUAAUCCAGAUGCUGUUUUAGAAGAGAUAGAGUUUGUGAAGAAACAACAGAAAGCAAUUUUGGGAAAGCUUCAUCUGGAGAGAAUAGCUUUGGAAAAGGAGCUUGAGGAAUUUAUAGAUGAAGCCCUGGCAUGUACUUUAGAGGAAAGGACCACAUUUGUACCUGAGCUUCCACCACAGUUAUUGGAGCUGGAGUGCCCAUAUCCUGAUCUGAAGGCUUCUGUGCUUACUGAAUUUUAUAAACUUGCAGAUGACUAUUCUUUGAAGAUCCAAGAAGCUGAUCAAGACUUAAAAACCAUAGCGAGCAGUUUCCAGUGGAGUAAAGAAGAUCUUUGGAAAUAUCAGAUUGUCAUUGGUCAGUAUCCAAGUGACAUGCAAGGUAGAAGAAUGCUCUAUUUGGAUAUGCUUCAGAAACUUCUACCUCACAAAUCUAGACAAAGCCUUAUUGCUCAUGAAAAGUCUUGGGACCACUAUUACUUUAGCAGGAACCAAUUGAGAGUGCUGAUGUUCAACUGGAUACAAGCUAGGAAAACAUUCAUAGUGAAGGCGGUGAUGACUCUCGCUGAAGCUUGCACUGCUUAUGAGACUGAAACGAUGGUGGCUAAUAAUAGAAGAAAACAGCAGGAAAUAUGUGCUAAUCUGAAAGAGAAGGUGCUGUUGUGGCGUGCCCAACAAGAGGAGGCUGCCCGGCUGGAAGCUGCAAUUGCCGCCCGAAGAAAAGAAGAAGAAGACGAAAAGGAGAAGUUUGCGAAAGAGAAAGAAUUGCUUCAAAGAGCUGAGGAUAAAGAAAAAGUGAAAAAAUACUGGGCUGAAAAACAGCGCAAGUGGCAAGAGAGGGAAGCAAAAGACCUCCUGCGUCUGGCGGAAUGUAAGAAAUUAAUGGCUGAGCAGAUCAUUAAAGACAAAGAGAGAGUUCAGUUUAGGCAAAAGCUAUUGGAAAAGCGUUUGUUGGAGAAAAAAGAGGCAAUCCUCAAGGAAGUCGAGGAAGAAGAAGGAAGGAAGAAGCGCCUAGAUGCUCUCAGGAAACAGGUUGCUAUUGUGGCAGAAUUUGAUCCUGCUAGGAUGGUGGCUGAUACAGUGGCCUCUAAGGCACGGAUGGGUAUUGGAACUGAAGAAGAAUUUAUCCUACAGAAACCUCUGUUUGUGUUGCAUACAUUCAAUGAUGAGCAGAUAAUGUCUGACACCCGAGUUCGUGUUGAGCUGGCCCUCCGAGAUGCUGGACUUCAUAGCACAGCUUAUGCUCAAGAGCUCUUACCUAAAAUCCCGCCACCUAAACUUCCAAGGAAAGACACGGUCUCCACAAUUUUUAAAAUAUAGAGCUUUGCAACACAG